AUGAGCCAAAGACCGACGGGGCUUAAGAUCGACAUGCCGGAGUCAUUUUCCGACCAGAUGGCCAAAGCGAAAAAGUACGGCAAUCUCGGCGCCAAUUCCAGUGGACCGUCGUCUGCAGGGCCUAUGAGAACGCCUUCAUGGGGUAUUCUCAAUGUGCCCGAGCUGCUGAACGACUUCCACCACCACACACUUGAGAGCAAGCUGGACCCGGUAAAGGAGGGCUAUGAUGAGGCUCUGCCGAUGCGGAGUCGGAGAAGAACUUUGGUGAAUGGAGAGAUCCGCAACUCUGAGGACCGAGAAGAAGCGGCUGUGGAGCUGGACACGUUGAAACAGGAGUGCGAUCACGUUAUCCACAACCACGACUGUGAUUUGAACGAACCCAGAAUUCCGGUUUACGAUCCUCUGGGUCAUAUCCAUGACCAUACUCACGACCACACUCACGACCACAUUCACGACCACAUUCACGACCACAUUCACGACCAUACUCAGGACCACAUUCAUGAUCACAGCCAUGCCCAUGCUCAUACACACGACCACAAGCAUACCCAUGAUGGUCACGAUCAUUCUCACGAUCACAACCUCACCAAUACACAUACACAUACUCACGACCAUGGAAGUUGUUCUCACGGUCAUGGACACAGCCACAGCCAUGAUCCCAGAGAGAUACCCGAUCUGCAAAUCCACAUUCCGCCACUGUCAUCAUUACUACAGUCAAUUCCGUCGUUCAUCUCGCUGCCGACCUCGUUGUUGGCAACCUCGCUUCUUUGUCUCCAGCUCAAUGUGCUCUCGCCUAUUGUUUCUGCACUGCUGGUGGCAGGAUGCACGACUUUUUGGGCGGGUGUGUUCCGUCUCUUUGGAAUCAAGCAUACUAUCGGCACAAGGAAGGGAGCUCGAAAUACCGUGGUCCUGACGGCGGGGAUCUUUGCUCUUGUCAUUUCGGCCAUCUUUCUAGGAACCACUCGAGUCACUGCCAUUGUUUUCGUGUCCUUGAACGUCCCUCUCAAGAAGGUCCCAGAGUGGAGAUCGUCCUGGCAGUACCUGGUGUAUCUGCUCAUUUCGAUUGCGCACGAUGUCGUCGUGGAGGGAGGCCCUCUCCUGGACUUUGCAAUCGGAUAUCUCGCUCUUGGUGUGGCUGUCUUUGUUCUUCAGCAGAACCUUGAGACUCCAAGCUCUCAGGCUAUCCCUCUGGGUCUGCUCAUCACAAUUCCCACCGCUCUCUUUGUGUCUCUUACAAUCGAGCAGAUCAUCCUGCUUGUUGUCGCUUGUGGCUCUUGUGGUGUGUUUCUUAUUGCCAAGCGAGACUUGCAGCCCAACCGAAUUAACGGUGUCUUUUCGUCCCUUAUUGGCUUCACUCUGGAUCUGUCCAUCAAGUCCCGUGCAACUCCCUCCGAGGCUCUUGUUUGUGGAUUGUCCAUCUUCGUUCCCACUCUGGUUUCGGAAGAUGGAGAGGACGCUUCCGAUAAGUCUAUCAAAAAGCGACCAGGAUUAAUCGACUCGAUAAUCAGUCACAGCGAUACACGAAACAUUUUCUACUUUCUGCUGCUCAAUUUCUCCUUCAUGUUGAUCCAGCUUCUCUACUCCAUCCUCUCGCACUCUCUGGGUCUCCUGUCCGACUCCAUCCACAUGUUCUUCGACUGUCUCGCUCUCAUGGUGGGUCUUGUUGCCUCGAUUCUGUCCAAGCUGCCCCCCUCGUCCCGUUUCCCUUACGGUCUGGGCAAGGUGGAGACUGUCAGCGGAUUCACAAACGGCUGCCUUCUGGUGGCUAUUGCUGGAGGAGUGUGUAUCGAGGCCCUUGGGCGUAUUUACAAUCCCGUUGAGCUUGAGAGAACUGCCGAGCUCCUUGUUGUCUCUGCACUGGGUCUGCUAGUGAACAUUGUUGGCAUUGUUGUGUUCAAUCACGGUCAUGCCCCAGGUGAGGAGUGCUCCCACGGGCACAGCCAUGGAGGACAUGACCAUUCUGAGCACAACUCCAACACCUAUGGUAUCUACCUGCAUAUUAUGGCCGACACUCUUGGAUCGGUUGGAGUGAUUAUCUCAACUAUCCUCACGUGGUAUUUUGGCUGGUCGGGUUUCGAUCCUCUGGCUUCUAUGCUUAUUGCUAUUUUGAUUUUCCUGUCUGCUCUACCUCUUGUGAGCACGGCAGCCAAGACUCUGCUUCUGUCUCUGACAGACUCGCAGGAGUACACGAUUCGAAACAUCCUGAACGACAUUUCUGUCAUGCCGGGAGUUGCUUCAUACGAUGAGCCUCGGUUCUGGAGCGAUGGAGGAGCCGUUCGAGGCACAAUUCACGUCAAGUUGCAGCAGGAUGCCAGUUCCAAGCAGGUGAAACAGACCAUUCUACAGCGGAUGCAGCAGGAUCACGUCAAGGAUGUGUUUAUCCAGAUUGACGCCUGA
Molecule: messenger RNA, 2394 nt
Organism: Yarrowia lipolytica CLIB122
Lineage: Eukaryota; Fungi; Ascomycota; Dipodascomycetes; Dipodascales
Biological process (GO): zinc ion import into Golgi lumen; intracellular zinc ion homeostasis
Cellular component (GO): membrane; cytoplasmic vesicle; Golgi apparatus
Molecular function (GO): zinc ion transmembrane transporter activity
Source: RefSeq, a predicted model, not a curated record